Enhydra lutris kenyoni (northern sea otter) is the source of this 1685-nucleotide messenger RNA. RefSeq names its product defective in cullin neddylation 1 domain containing 4. Gene Ontology annotation, molecular function: cullin family protein binding; ubiquitin conjugating enzyme binding; ubiquitin-like protein binding. Lineage: Eukaryota; Metazoa; Chordata; Mammalia; Carnivora; Mustelidae. Gene Ontology annotation, biological process: protein neddylation; positive regulation of ubiquitin-protein transferase activity. Gene Ontology annotation, cellular component: ubiquitin ligase complex. The coding region runs from base 79 to 957 and encodes 292 amino acids. The record is from RefSeq and is a predicted model, not a curated record. The transcript is spliced from 11 exons.
AGGUGCGGCGAGCCGGUGGGGGGACCGCGAGGCGAGCGCGGGAGCCUGGGCGGAGAGUGGGGUGUGAGCUGCCCGAAAAUGCACUCGGAUGCCGCCGCUGUCAACUUCCAGCUGAACCCUCAUCUCUCAACACUGGCAAAUAUUCAUAAGAUCUACCACACCCUUAAUAAGCUAAAUCUAACAGAAGACGUUGGCCAAGACGAUCACCCAACAGGAAGCCUGCGCUCGUGCAGCUCUUCAGACUGCUUUAGUAAAGCGAUGCCACCGAGGAAAAAGAGAAGACCCGCGUCCGGAGAUGACUUAUCCGCCAAGAAAAGUAGACACGAUGGCAUGUAUAGGAAGUAUGAUUCAACCAGAAUAAAGACGGAAGAAGAAGCCUUUUCAAGUAAGAGAUGCUUAGAGUGGUUCUACGAAUAUGCAGGUACUGAUGAUAUCGUAGGCCCUGAAGGCAUGGAGAAAUUCUGUGAAGACAUUGGUGUCGAACCAGAAAAUGUAGUUAUGCUUGUCCUCGCUUGGAAAUUGGAUGCACAAAACAUGGGUUAUUUCACUUUGCAGGAAUGGUUGAAAGGAAUGACUUCUCUACAAUGUGAUACAACAGAAAAACUCAGAAAUACUUUGGAAUACUUAAGAUCAUUAUUAAAUGAUUCUACAAACUUUAAACUUAUUUACAGAUAUGCAUUUGACUUUGCACGGGAAAAGGACCAGCGCAGCCUAGACAUAAACACUGCCAAGUGCAUGUUGGGACUGUUAUUAGGAAAAAUCUGGCCCCUUUUUCCAGUUUUUCACCAAUUCUUAGAGCAAUCAAAAUAUAAAGUUAUUAACAAAGACCAGUGGUGCAAUGUGCUAGAGUUUAGCAGGACAAUUAACCUUGACCUCAGCAACUACGACGAAGACGGAGCAUGGCCAGUGUUGUUGGACGAGUUUGUGGAGUGGUAUAAAGACAAACAGAUGUCCUAGGACUUUAUGCAUAGCAGCGAGAGAGUCACUGUUACCACAGAUCUGUCAACCAUUAGCCAUAAAUUGCUGUUUGUAUCCAAGCGCAUGCUGCUUUUCUUGCACUGUCUCCCUUUUGCAGGGACGUUUUGGUGUUUGCUAUUGAACGGGCCGGCUCAGCUUGCUGUGUAGCCUCGUCCUCUUGGAAGGCUGCUUUGCAGUUUGUACCUAACACUACAGAUUGGUGACUUUGCCAGCGCCCUCACUGUGAUGAUGUGUAUAUUGCUGUUUAAAUUUUGUAUAUGUGUAUAAAAAGACAAAGCUUCACCUAGAGAUUAUUUCUGCAAAACUGUAUUGUAAAAAUAAUUUUUGUGGCAUAUUUCUAGUCCCUUUUUUCAAACGAACCAGUUAUACUCUAUUUGGUCUCCAGUGUAGCAUUUCAGAACACAAGAGAGAACAACCUUUACCAUAAGCGAAUGUUGCCAGAAUUAACCUCAUCGUUUAAGAGGCCAACUUGUGGAAAGAGGUGCGAGUCAGACCUUCGCAGAGGCACAUGCCAAAUAUAAUUUGGUUUACUUCAAUGUGAGUGUUUUUAAAUGAUGGAAGGUACAAUUAUUUGAACAUCUAGACACGUACCAUGCCACAGAUGCUUUCCACCACGCAGGGUGUAGGUUUUUAUUCUCUGAUGUUAGGCCGUAGUAGUUUGAAUAUAGGUACAAAUGAACAAAUUAAAAUUGCACCUUUUUUAAAUG